Messenger RNA from Drosophila navojoa, 3476 nucleotides. It is a transcript of the gene Nab2, whose product is annotated as Nuclear polyadenosine RNA-binding 2. Gene Ontology annotation, cellular component: nucleus; cytoplasm. Gene Ontology annotation, biological process: regulation of mRNA stability. Gene Ontology annotation, molecular function: poly(A) binding; metal ion binding. NCBI's taxonomy places the organism in Eukaryota, Metazoa, Arthropoda, Insecta, Diptera, Drosophilidae. The record is from RefSeq and is a predicted model, not a curated record.
UGCUAGAAAAUAAUAUUUCUUGUAGGUUUUUUAUUUUUCUCAAUGUUGUAAUACUUCGGCAUAUAGGAACUGACCGCACAUUGAAGUCACACAAUAUUUCAACAGUAUAUUCGCCAAAAUGGAUUGCAAUCUAGGCAGCGAAAUUGGUCAGAAGAUGCGCAGCGCCGUGAAGGCGAAAUUGCUCGAAUUGGGCACCGGUGGCUCUGCCGGCUUCAUUGACGACGAACUGCCAGACUACGUGAUGGUAAUGGUAGCGAACAAACGCACCAAACAGCAAAUGAAUGCUGAGCUAAAUCUAUUCCUCGGCGAUCAAACGGAUCUCUUUGUUACUUGGCUGCACGAAGUUCUUCAGAAGCUGCAGGAAGUAACAUUGCCAGCCCCGACUUCGAGCAGCAAAAAACGUAAGUCCCGUCAAGCAGAAGUGCCUAAAGCAAAGGAUAAAGAUAAGGACAAGGAGAAGGAUAAAAGAGCCAAGGAUAAACGAGAUAAAAGGGCACAUAGAAAAUCGGGCGAUGACCUGGCUCAAACAACGGCUGAUGUUUUGCCAAGAACUGACCACAUGGCACCAAUUAGUUCCAUAACGGAUGUUUUUGCUGAGGAACUCCUGGAAAAAGCCAAAAAGACGCUCGAUAUCGAUGGCACCCUGAAGGACGAGCUAUUGCUCAAAAAGAAAAAACGUAGAGCUGUCGAAGAUGAUGAGCAACCACAGCCUCAGUCACAGCCACAGACAAAAGAUCCACACCCGGCACCAAAAGACUUUGAUUUACCCACAAUGUCGGAGAUAAGCUCAACUACAACAAGCGGAAAUCGGGAGAAGGAUAUAGCCGAAUUGGCUGAAAUACAGCGAAAAAUUUACGCGGCAAAGCAGCAACUGCGUCAAAUUGGUGAACUGGACGAUGAAACUGACGAUGAGGAACCCCAGCCACCAGUCGAGUAUACACCAAGUUUAACCGAGCCGAAGAAAGCUGUUGUCAACAGCUCGGCUCCAGUUGCAGAAGUCAACUCAAACUCAGCCAACACGAGCACUCGCAGACCAAAGAGUCCCAUUGUGUUCAACAGGACGCCCGAGCCGGUGGUAGCUAGAGAAAAACCAAAAGCCCAAACUGAAGUAGAAGCACAGCAAAAGCCGAGUGACGAACACUUAGAGCGUCGCUCGGUGCACGAGCGGUUGGGAUGCAAACCCCAGGCGCCACAACCGCCACAACUCUCGGAUCGUCCACAGCGAGCACAAAAAGAGGUCAAACUUUACGUCCCGGCCCAUCGUCGACGCAGCGAGCAAGAGCCAGAAGAGAGUAAGAAAUUAGAUCGUAGCAGAGAGCGCAGGGAACGUAACGAGGGUCAGACAACUCAUCGGCGAGAUCGGGAGCGCGAAACCCUACACCGACGACGUUCACCCAGUCGAAGCCCAAAGAGCAACAACUAUAAGCAUCGAAUUGGGUCACGUGUUAUCGUGGCAGCUAAUAAACCGCCGGAGCCAUCCGAUGAUGAGGACUUGCUGGAGAAGCCCGUUAAUUCGGUUAUCAAGAUCAAGCCACGGCCACAUGUCUCACCACGUCGCCAGGCUUGUAAGAAUUUGCUUUUGCGAGCUGUUGCCGAUGCCCAACGAUCGACAAUUUUGGCCAAAACAUCGACAAGUUCUAGUGGGUCCAAGCAUCGAGGCAACGAGGAUGAGCCAGAGAUCAUCAGCUCAACACUGGGUAAGCGACGCUCAACUGAUUCAGCAGGCGACCGCCCUGGACGAGAGCUCUUCCGAAGCAGCAGGAGAGAGCUCGUUGUGAAUGUGCUGCACAGGGAUCGCAAGCGAAUGCGUCAUUCAGUCGAGCCUCUCUCGCAGGAAAAUCUGGGUGCAAAAGACGAGGUGGAAGAGGAGGAGUAUGUGCCUAGCCUAAGCGUUGGCGACUAUGAGGCUUAUGUGCCGCAGGUAGUGCACAACACAAAGGAAUCGGACAUCGAUAUUGACAUGCACGUAGACAAAGAUGUGGUCAGCGUUGGGUGCUCAUCCGCUGCUGUACCUAAAACUCAGUUUGUAGUGACGCUGAAUGGUGAUAAAUCUCUAGGAAACGCGGCCGCUGCAGCCUAUCGAAAGCGUCCACGCAAACGUACACCCUCGCCUCAGGUGUCCUCGACCAGUUCGGCAACACUGCAGCUAGCGAGCGUUGAGCCAACCUCAACCAUCUGCACUGCGACUUCCUCAACCAAUAGCAACAAUAGACAGAACAAAGCAAAGCGAGCUCGCAGCAACUCGCGGUCAUCACCUUCCACUUCGAGCAAUACGCCGCCACCAAAGCCAUCGCGGAGCCUGCGUCGGAGUGAGGUGCUGCGACAAACGCAGGAAAUCAAAAAGAUCAUCAUCAAGAACGACGCUGAUGAUGAUGACGACGACGAGCAGCUGCCUGCAUCACCGCGAAAACGUUCAUCCAGCAAGCGGCGAAGCAGCUCCUCCAACCAGGCCGCCUUCUCAUCGAAUGACCAUAAAUCGGAUUUGAAAGUGCAGCUGGAGGAAAACAAUCGAUCAACGACGCCACCACUACCUCCGAAGCUGUUGGAAAAACGAAACAUUGGCCGGGAGAAAUCAUCGAAUGCGACAAAUACGAAUUCGACCACUGUAGAAACGGUUUCUAAGGCAAAACAUACACCUAUUCGCUUCAAGAUUAAGCCAGAAGAGGAGCAGCAGCCGCAGAAAAAACGUCGUUCGGGCAGUAAAGAUCGUGAAUCCUCCAUGGAGCGACGUCGAAUCUCAAUACGAAAUGCAGAAGAUCGAAAAUACGACAAUUUACCGACACUAAGUGCUGUCAGCGUGGACUCAACCGUGUUAAAGGUGGCCAAGCCAAAGGAGCGCUGCAAGUAUCAUCCCAAUUGCAACAAGCAAUUCUGCGAGUAUUAUCACCCGUCGGCGCCUUGCAAGUCCUUCCCGAACUGCAAAUUCGCAGACAAGUGCAUGUACUCUCAUCCCAAAUGUAAGUUCGACCUGGCCUGUAUGAGCGUCGACUGCAACUUUGCUCACAGCGGACCGCGUGAUCUCAGCCACGUGCAGCUAACUGUACCGCCUCUCUCGUCGCAUGUGAUUCCUGUGCAAAACUACAAAUCAAUAUCCGCACCGGUGACAGCGACUACAGCAACGACCAUGUGCAAGUACUAUCCUAACUGCACAAAAGCCGGCUGCACCUUCUAUCAUCCGAAGCCGUGUCGUUACGGCAAGAAUUGCAUCAAUAAGCUCGAAUGCAUAUUCUAUCAUCCGGAAAUGCAAAGCAAAUUUAAAUGGGUCGCUUCGCUUGGCUGAGGACAACAGUUCGGGCGGAUGGAGCAGGUCCUUAUUAUUAGCAUUUAACGUUAGGAACCGGAUCAUAUUAUCAUUAGCCACAGCCCAUGUUUUUAUGUAAACACUUGCAUUAUUAGGCACUACUCGACUGCAAUUUCGAUCGAGCCGAAUCGGCUAAGAAGAACGGCUCGCACACGUCCCACUAUUUAGCAUUUAU